AUGGACUCCCUCCCAGCAGAGGUCGCCGAGACCAUUCAAGCUGGCCAUAUCAGAUUCCAUCCCGACAUCAACUUCGACAUCGCACCCUCUACAGCUGCAGAUCAACGAGAACCAGUCACCCUCCACAGCCCCCGUCUCAGCGAUGACGAUCUUCUGAACGAUAUCGAAGACGACGAGGAAGACAUACCCUACAGUGUUCUGCACCAAACCCGCAAGUCACAUAGUCUCCCUCCAUUACCGGACUUGCGAUUCGAGCAGAGUUACUUAAGGAGCAUCGCCAAUGCCGAUACCUGGUGGAAGGUCUUGCUUAUCACGGCAAGAGAUCAGGUUAUGAUGCCCUUGGCCCAAGGUCUUAUUUAUAACCUGCUGCUGUGUGGCUGGCAACAUUGGAAUAGGACUGCCAAAUCACAUGGCAACACAGCUGGCUCACGGGUGCGGAGAUGGUGGUAUGACGUUAACAACUGGACGAUACCAAAGCGAAAGUUAUAG
Molecule: messenger RNA, 489 nt
Organism: Metarhizium acridum CQMa 102
Lineage: Eukaryota; Fungi; Ascomycota; Sordariomycetes; Hypocreales; Clavicipitaceae
Biological process (GO): mitophagy
Molecular function (GO): mitochondrion autophagosome adaptor activity
Source: RefSeq, a predicted model, not a curated record